This is a messenger RNA of Phialemonium atrogriseum, 1740 nucleotides long. RefSeq names its product putative acetyl acetyltransferase. Lineage: Eukaryota; Fungi; Ascomycota; Sordariomycetes; Cephalothecales; Cephalothecaceae. The transcript is spliced from 4 exons. The coding region runs from base 137 to 1339 and encodes 400 amino acids. Gene Ontology annotation, cellular component: mitochondrion. Gene Ontology annotation, molecular function: acetyl-CoA C-acetyltransferase activity. The record is from RefSeq and is a predicted model, not a curated record. Gene Ontology annotation, biological process: ergosterol biosynthetic process; fatty acid beta-oxidation.
CCUGAAAGAGCGAAGACGCGGCCUUGCUGGGCGCUUAGAAUAUCCACGAGCACUCUCCCACGGUCUCAUCCUCGAUUCGACUCUGGUUUCUCCUCAAUUCUUACUUGGUAACACGUCGAUACGCACAAAUUUCAGCAUGUCAGGUCUUCCUCCAGUCUACAUCGCCGCUGUGGCAAGAACUCCCGUGGGGUCAUUCCUUGGCUCUCUCUCGAGCCUCAGUGCCACCCAAUUGGGCUCUCAUGCCAUCAAGGCUGCUGUCGAGCGAGUCCCACAGAUCAAGCCUGAAGAUGUCGAUGAGGUCUUCUUCGGGAACGUGCUCUCGGCCAACCUCGGCCAGGCACCGGCUCGCCAAUGCGCCAUCAACGCGGGGCUCUCAGAAGCCGUCGUGUGCACGACGGUGAACAAAGUCUGCGCAUCCGGCCUCAAGGCGAUCAUACUCGGCGCGCAGACCAUCAUGACGGGCAACGCCUCGAUCGUCGUCGCCGGCGGCACGGAAUCCAUGUCCAACACCCCCCACUACCUGCCGAGUCUCCGCACGGGCGCCAAGUACGGCGACCAGACGCUCGUCGACGGCGUGCAGAAGGACGGGCUCCGCGACGCGUACGGCAAGCAGGAGCUGAUGGGCAUGCAGGGCGAGCUGUGCAGCCAGGACCACGGGCUCACGCGCGAGAUGCAGGACGAGUACGCCAUCAAGACGUACCAGAAGGCGCAGGCGGCCACCGAGGCGGGCGUCUUCGCGUCCGAGAUCGCCCCCGUCGAGGUCAGCGGCGGGCGCGGCAAGCCGGCCGUCAAGGUCGACCGUGACGAGGAGGUCAAGAACCUCAACGUCGACAAGCUCAAGGCCGUGCGCCCGGCCUUUGUGCCCAACGGCGGCACCGUCACCGCCGCCAACGCCGCGCCCCUCAACGACGGCGCCGCCGCCGUCGUCCUCGUCUCCGAGGCCAAGCUCAAGGAGCUGGGCAUCAAGCCCCUGGCCAGGAUCGUCGGCUGGGGCGACGCCGCCCGCGAGCCCGCCCGCUUCACCACCGCCCCGGCCCUCGCCAUCCCAAAGGCCAUCAAGCACGCCGGCCUGACCGCUGGCGACGUCGACUACUACGAGAUCAACGAGGCCUUCUCCGUCGUCGCCCUCGCCAACAUCAAGCUGCUCGGCCUCGACCCGGAGAGGGUCAACGUCUUCGGCGGCGCCGUCGCCAUCGGCCAUCCGCUGGGCUGCUCCGGCGCCCGCAUCGUCACCACCCUGACCACCGUCUUGCGCGAGAAGAAGGCCAAGAUCGGCGUCGCCGGCAUCUGCAAUGGCGGCGGUGGUGCUUCCGCCAUCGUCAUCGAGAACUUGCAGUGAGCCUGGUGGAGUGGGACAUAGAACGGGCGGGAAAGCUCGGUAAGAACCUAGUAAAACAGGGGAGCGACAUGGUGUGUGUCUGGGACAGCCUGGAUGGGAGCGUUCAUGCAUAAUACUAUCGAGAAGUCUACAACUUCGUUGCAUCGACGGGCAUCCUCAAAAGCUUGCCAAAGUAUAGGUAAUUAAUGGGAAAUUCCAUGAAUAAUGUGGCUUUUUAGCACUAGGAUAACGCGGUAUCUUUUAUGAAGUGCUCCAGUGACCUCCCACGCCUCUCGGGGUUAUCAGUAAACAGGAGAGAGAAAAAGGAAAGGAAAAAAGAAAUGAAGCCAGCAUCGAUCCAUCCAUCGGUCUCAAAAGAAAAAUGGGAAAGAAAAGCGCUUCCAUCCCAUGGAGUAGUGUAC